Molecule: messenger RNA, 975 nt
Organism: Knipowitschia caucasica
Lineage: Eukaryota; Metazoa; Chordata; Actinopteri; Gobiiformes; Gobiidae
Source: the annotation of a GenBank genome assembly
AUGAUUCUCCGGGUGCACGCCGGGGCUCGAGCCGCUGCGAGGGUCCUGUCAAGGGGACCGGGACCUGGACCUGGACAGGGACUGGGACGUAAAGGCUGGACUGUCCUGACAGUAGGAGACCUCUGCCGGUGCUUAUGCACGAGUGCGGUGCUGAGGAAGGACAUUAUCAAAGAUCUGGAGGAGAGGCUGAGCUCCAUCAAGCAGACGGCCCUGGACGCUCUUCCAGGCAGCAGCUGGAGCCCCCUGCAGAUCAACCCCAACCUGCCCCCAGAGAGAGCUGACAUCGUGGUGGUGGGGGGGGGAAUCGUGGGCUGGUCUGUGGCCUACUGGCUGAAGCAGAAGGAGCGGGUGAGGGGGGAGGUCCGGGUGCUGGUGGUGGAGAAGGACCCCACGUACUCGCAGGCCUCCACGGUGCUGUCAGCUGGAGGUAUCAGACAACAGUUCUCUUUAGCAGAGAACAUCCUGCUGUCGCUGCACUCCGCUGACUUCAUGAGGAACAUCAAUGACCAUCUGGGGGUUCUGAACGAGGAGCCCGUGGACCUGCAGUUUAACCAGUCUGGAUACCUGUUCUUGGCCAAUGAAGACGUGGCUCACAUCAUGGAGGAGAACUACAAGACCCAGAGAUAUGCAGGAGCCAAAGUGUCUCUUCUCUCUCCGUCUCAAGUCAAAGAGAAGUUCCCCUGGAUCAACACUGAGGGCGUGGCCCUGGCUUCAUACGGGCUGGAGAACGAGGGCUGGUUUGACCCCUGGACUCUGCUCAGUGCCUUCAGGAGGAAAGCCAUCUCUCUGGGAGUGAUCCCCUGCAGCGGAGAGGUCACAGGUUUCCAGUACAACACCAGCUCUCUGACCAAUCAGGACGGAGACCUGGUCACUCUGCGCCGAAUUCGAUCUGUCAAAUGGUUUGCUGUCAGCGUGGCAAGCUGGUUGGCUGUGGAUAGCCUGCGCGCUGUUAGCUGGGGUAGCCACUGUGGUUAA